CCGCGCAUUCCCGCCCGCAUGGCGUCCGCCACGGAGGCCCCCGGCGCCCUGGCGUCGCUGCCGCCGCGGCUGCUGGAGGCUGCGGCCUGCUCGCUGGCGGCGGUGCGGUAUCGCCCCUCGGCGACCUGGCUGGAGGGGCUGGGCGGGGCGCUGGAGGCCCGCUGGACCACCUUCUCUCCCUCCCAGCUGGCCGCCACCCUGGUCGGCGCGGCUGCCUGCGGCCUCACCGCCCUGCCGCCCGCAGCCCGCACGCAGCUGCUGCCCCGCCUCAUCGCGGCGGCCACCGCGCCCGGCAGCGCCACAUCGCCCGGAACCCUGGCCCAGCUGGUGUGGAGCGCGGGGCACUUUGGGUGCUGCCUGCAGGAGCCCCAGCCUGAGCCCUGCAUGGAGGAGGGGGAGCGCAGGACGGCAGCAGCAGCCAUCAGCCCUCGGACUAGCCCAGUGGCAUUGUACGGCAGCAGCGACAGCGGCAGCAGUAGCAGCAUGCCGGCGGCUUCAGCAGCAGUAGCACCCGCUGUCGUAUUGCUGCAGAACGCUCAGGACUCACAGCGGCAGCAGCAGCAGCAAGGCGGUACCCGUGCUACUGCAGAGGCUGUGCU
Astrephomene gubernaculifera is the source of this 599-nucleotide messenger RNA. The record is from the annotation of a GenBank genome assembly. Lineage: Eukaryota; Viridiplantae; Chlorophyta; Chlorophyceae; Chlamydomonadales; Astrephomenaceae.